Molecule: messenger RNA, 960 nt
Organism: Closterium sp. Naga37s-1
Lineage: Eukaryota; Viridiplantae; Streptophyta; Zygnematophyceae; Desmidiales; Closteriaceae
Source: the annotation of a GenBank genome assembly
AUGGGUAAGAUUGGAGUGUGGAUUCUAGCUUUGGGGGGAGGCGUAUUAACCCUCCUUUACCUUCUUCCAUGGGCGUACAUCGCGCUUGACCUUCUCGGAAACUGCCGCGAUGCGCCUCCUGCAGUGCAAGAGCCUUUCGUCUCGUUCGAGGAAAUCGUCAACCAAGGCACGUCCGAUAAGCGCACGCACCACUACGGCGCCUUCUACAGCCUCUAUCUCGACCCGCUGCGCCUGCCGCGACAGUCCCUUGAUACCAAAACUAUCAGAAGAUUACGCGGGAAGAAACGAGAGCAAGAGUCCGCGUGGGAGGUUCCCGAGGUGAACAUGCUGGAGAUCGGGCUCAAAUACGGCGACUCGCUGAAGCUGUGGAAGAGGGCGUUUCCGAAAGAAGUACCAGGCAGAGGCGUGGAACCCCCAGGUACGGCUGAUGGCUUCUGUUCCCCACCUCCCGACCAUGUUGGGGCCUCUUCCUCACCUCCUGGCCAUGUUGAUCCCAUGCCCAUCCAAUUCCUAUCCCCUAUGUCCGCAUCACCACAGAAGCACCGGGCAGAGGCGAGGAACCCGCAGAAGCACCAGGCAGAGGCCGGGAACCCGCAGGUGCGGCUGAUGGCUUCUCUUUCCCACCUCCCGACCAUGUUUAUUCCCCAUCCCCAUCCUCUACGCCCCUCAUGGCCUCCGAAGCACCAGGCAGAGGCUGGGGACCCGCGGAAGCACCAGGCGGAGGCGAGGGACCCGCGGGUGCGGCUGAUGGUGGGCGACCAGGCGAAUGGGACGUUCCUGGAGCAAGUGAUGGCUGAGAUAAAGAGUGCGGUGGGUCUGCUUGACUUCAUAGUGGAUGAUGGUUGUCACACCAUGGAUCAGCAGCAGACAUCCCUCAAACACCUCCUGCCCCUUGUCAAGCCUGGAGGGACGUAUUUUAUAGAGGAUGUGGAGACAUCAUCCUCCACAGGAGUCGUGUAA